Messenger RNA from Myxocyprinus asiaticus (Chinese sucker), 4164 nucleotides. RefSeq names its product gastrula zinc finger protein XlCGF57.1-like. NCBI's taxonomy places the organism in Eukaryota, Metazoa, Chordata, Actinopteri, Cypriniformes, Catostomidae. The coding region runs from base 2424 to 4019 and encodes 531 amino acids. The record is from RefSeq and is a predicted model, not a curated record. Gene Ontology annotation, biological process: regulation of transcription by RNA polymerase II. Gene Ontology annotation, cellular component: nucleus. The transcript has 4 exons. Gene Ontology annotation, molecular function: DNA-binding transcription factor activity, RNA polymerase II-specific; RNA polymerase II cis-regulatory region sequence-specific DNA binding.
UGUGUUCAAUCAAUAAAUAUUAUAUUUCUUAUAUUAUUUUUGUUACAUAUUUAUUGUUAAAUUGCUUAAUUUGAACUAUUUACACACUGUAAAAAAAAAAAAAAACUGGCAGCUGUGGUUGCCAGAAUAAUUAUGUAAAAAAUACAGUAAAAAUGUAAACAACUUUACAGAACAACCUGUACAUUUUACAGUUAAAACAGUAGUAUUUCACAUGACCACGAUGGCACUGUAAAAAAUAAAUAAAAAUUGUUACAUUUACAGUAAAAAAAAAAACAUCAACUUGAUAUUAGCCUUCUGAAACUAUAAAAAUCUGCUUUUUACUUUAAGGUAUUUGUUAGAAGAGCACAUGAUGACAUGAAGUGGAUCAAUAGAGGCUCUUCCAGGAGCAAUGACCAAUAAACAGAGACAGUGCUCAGUGUCACUCACACAAACACUAAACACCAUCAGCGUAACACAUGUGAAAUUAAAAUAAUUCAGUAAACAUUAAACUACAACAGAUAUAACACAGAACACCCCAAUGUACGUAACUGAUAUUAAAAAUAAGAAGAAACUAUUCCUAUAAAAUAUAAUGAACUGGGUCACGCAGGGAGUUCUGGGAAUGCCCGAUUAUUUUUUUUUUUACCGUAAUUUUAACAAUAAUUUACUGUAAAAAGUACAUGUACUCUCUUGUUAAACAUAAUAUAAAUUUUUUACCAUUAAUUAUACUGGAAAAUCAUACUUUUUCAAUCUAAAAGAUGUCAUUUUUACAACAUUUUAUUGUAAAAACUACUGUAUUGUCUUUUAAAAUAUAUUAAAAAUGUUUUACUGUAUUUUACAGUUAAUACUCAUUAAUCAAGUAACAUUUUAUUUCUGUAACAUUUUUACAGUCUUUUACUGUAUUUACAUUGAUUUGUUGAACGUGCUAGAACUGGUACUGUAACAAAAAAUGGCAUUUCUCUAAACAGCACCUUUAAAUGAGUGCAUGUUAACUAGAGAGACUCAAAUGGCUUUACCUCAUCUGUGUGAUGCGUGUUUAAAAUUAAAUGUAUUUUUGUAGUUGUUUUUGAUCAACAACUGACUGUAAAUAACAGAAAGGGUAUUAAAAGAGUCAGUAUUCAAUGUCAAAUGGGUUGCGUGGAUUUGUCUUGGACACACAUUACACGGAAAAACUUUUACUCUCAACACGCUGUGAAAGGAUCUCGCUGCUGAACACUUCACGACUAAACUACACAAUUACCGGUGAAAGAAAUGUAAACAUUUACCAGCCAGUUGCCAAAUAUAUACCUUUUAGUCGAAUAGCGUGAAAUUUGUUUGCAAAUGCAAGUGAUUUCCUCUCAUUGUAGUAAAGGGUUGCGCAUUGAGUGAAGGAUCGAUCUUGGGAUUUAAGAAUCGAUAUUGAGAUCGUUCAAAUGAAGAUCGCGAUUAAUCGGAAAUACUAUAUUUUUACCCACCCCUAGUCGAAGGCUGUCUCAAUUGUGAGGACCCUUGGAAGGCAGCCUCGUUUCGCAGCCUUUCGAUUGCCAUAUUUUUUUGAGGAUGCAUCAGGUGUAUCCUUCAUGACCUUCAAUCACCCACAAUCCUUUGCACAUGUCCCAAAUUAUUUUAACAAAUGCCGGAAAACGAGUCACGUGACCGCAGAGGUGGAAACCUUUAUGGCGCAGCUUAAUUGUUUCUCUCUCUCUUCAAGUUUUAUUUGCAUUUGCAACAAUGACAAUAUGUAGAAAAAUAAAAAAUCCAAGUAGUUUAGACAAAACAACAAAUCAGAAGAAACAAAGAACCAACAAACAAAUAAAUUAAAUUAAUAAAAGGGCAAUGUCACAAAUUUGAAAAGCUUUAAAAGUUUUAUAGUUUUUACAAGUCUAGGGUUCCUUUUUUCAUUAUUGAGGAUUUCAAUAUAAAUUCUAAGAUCAGUGUUGCAAAAUGUAUUAUAUAAAGGCUUUUUCUGAGUGACUACCUUUGUGAAUAAAACAUUUUGCUAAAAUAAUUUUGAGAUUAUGGACAUAUUUCUCGUUUUCUGAAAUAUAUGGGUUUUCUAAAAGUAAAAUAUCACUUGGUUGUAUGCAUAUGGUUUGCCAUGCACACACUGACUAGACCGUCUCAUUGUAGCACUGAAUGCUGAGGAAGAGUCUAGCCAACAGCCUCAAAGUCAGACGGUCUGGACUAGGAAGGAUACUGACUAACUAGGCUGCAGCCCUCCAUUUGAGAAGCACCCAGACCCUGCAUUCCAAACGGGAUAAAUCCACCUCCAAAGGGCACUUCAAAGGGAGAACGGUCCUGGCCGCCAUGUUAAAGGGUCAUUCCAAACCGAAGGGCUCAUAAAUAGCUGCUUCGAAGGGCCUUUCAAAUUGGGCAUUUCCGUAGGGUUCAACUGAUUGACACUAUGCUGCCAAGCGAACCGGAACCGGACAACACGUCAUAAAUCUGCAGAAUUAAAUCUGUUUGACAUGCUAUUGAAGAUGGAGUUUGUUAAAAAGGAGUUUAAAGAGGAGAGUGAAGACAUCACUAUUUCAGAACCAUUCAGACUUAACAAUGAAGAUUCUGAGGAACAAAAAGAGCUGAUGAAAGUGAAAGAGGAAAGUCAAGAACUGAAUGAAGUGGAGGAGAAACAUCAGUAUCAGAAACCUGAUAAUUUCUUAAGUGGUAAAAAAUAUUUGAGUGGCACACAGACUGAAAAGAAACACUCACAAAAAAUAACUCAAAAUUAUUUCACCUGCCAUCAGUGUGGAAAGAGUUUCAAACAUAAAGGAAGCUUUAAUAUCCAUGUGAGAGUUCACACUGGAGAGACCCCAUACUCAUGCCUUCAGUGUGGAAAGAGUUUCACAAAUAAAGGAAACCUUAAAAGCCACAUAAGAAUUCACACUGGAGAGAAACCUUUCACAUGCCUUCAGUGUGGAAAGAGUUUCACACAAAAAUCUAGUCUUAAGGAGCACAUGAGAAUUCACACUGGAGAGGCCCCAUACAUAUGCCUUCAGUGUGGAAAGAGUUUCACACGAAAAGGAAGCCUUAAAAUCCACACAAGAACUCAUACUGGAGAGAAGCCAUAUACAUGCCAUCAGUGUGGAAAGAGUUUCACACAUAAAGGAAACCUUAAUUUCCACAUAAAAAUUCACUCUGGAGAGAAGCCUUUUACAUGCCUCUUGUGUGGAAAGAGUUUCACACACAAAAGAAAUCUAAAGAAACACAUCAGAAUUCAUACAGGAGAGACCCCAUACACAUGCCUUCAGUGUGGAAGGAGCUUCAUAGACACAAAUGUCCUUAAGGAUCACAUGAGAACUCACACUGGAGACAGGCCUUUCACUUGUCUUCAGUGUGGAAAGAGUUUCAAACAUAGAACAAGCCUCAAAAUUCACACGAGAAGUCACACUGGAGAAAAGCCUUUCACAUGUCUUCAGUGUGGUAAGAGUUUCGCAAAUAAAACAACCAUGAGAGCCCAUACAAAAUGCCAUUCAGGAGAGAAAUUACACCAAUGCUCUCAGUGUGGUAAGAGUUUUGUUCGGUUAAGAUAUCUCAUUGUUCAUCAGCGCUAUCACUCUGGAGAAAGGCCAUUUAUGUGUGAUCAGUGUGGUCAAAAAUUUGUCUGUUCAUCACACCUAAAAAGACACUUGCAAAUUCAUGGUAAUGAAAAGCCUUACAUGUGUUCUGACUGUGGAAGGAGUUUUACACAGAUGGCCUAUUUUAAACAACACCAGACAAUACAUACUGGUGUGAAAGCUCACGUGUGCUCAGAGUGUGGAAAAGCCUUUGCCCGAAUCAGCACCUUGAAACAGCACCAAAGAGUUCAUACAGGAGAAAAACCUUACAAGUGUUCACAUUGUGAAAAGAGUUUUGCUUAUCCAAGACUUCUGAUUACACAUGAGAAAGUGCAUGCUGGAGAGAAGACGUAUGACUGCACUCAAUGUGGGAGGAGUUUCAGCUCGCCAAGUACUGUACGGAGGCAUUUAAAGAAGAACUGCCCAAAGUUGUCUUUACCUGAUGAAGCUGAAAGAGGAAAGUCAAGAACUGAAAGAAGUGAAGGAGAAACAUCAGUAUCAGAGACCUGAUGAUUUCUUAAGUGUUAAAGAAUCUUUAAAUGGCUCACAGACUGAAAAGAAAAUAUCAUAUAAAAGAACUCAAAGAACAAAAGCAGAAAAUAAUUUCACCUGCCCUCAGUGUGGAAAGAGUUUCAGACAUAAAGGAACCCUUGAA